AUGAAGAAAUUGAAUGAGCUCUCGACUCUUUGUGGUAUCAAUGCAUGCGCCAUCAUCUACAGUCCCUACGACUCUAAUCCAGAGGUGUGGCCAUCAAACUCCGGAGUGCAAAGAAUAAUUUCGGAGUUUCGUACAUUGCCGGAGAUGGACCAGAACAAGAAAAUGGUGGAUCAAGAAACCUUUUUAAAACAAAGGAUAGCCAAAGCCUCCGACAAUUUGAAGAAACAAAGGAAGGACAUCCUAGAGAUGGAGAUGACCGAAGUCAUGUUCCAAUGUUUGAUCGGAACCAUAGGGAUGUUAGCCUCUGAAUCUGAAUCUGAAUCAUAG
Messenger RNA from Brassica oleracea var. oleracea, 327 nucleotides. RefSeq names its product agamous-like MADS-box protein AGL80. Lineage: Eukaryota; Viridiplantae; Streptophyta; Magnoliopsida; Brassicales; Brassicaceae. Gene Ontology annotation, molecular function: protein dimerization activity; cis-regulatory region sequence-specific DNA binding; DNA-binding transcription factor activity, RNA polymerase II-specific. The transcript has 4 exons. The record is from RefSeq and is a predicted model, not a curated record. Gene Ontology annotation, biological process: positive regulation of transcription by RNA polymerase II. Bases 1 to 327 code for a protein of 108 amino acids.